UGUUUGAUAAUCAGUCGUGAAACUGCUGGACACACAAUAUUUUUUUUUUUCAAUUUUGGAUAAUCUUAAUUUUUAGCUUGUACAAUAGCAUAACUUCCAGCUUCACUAUUAAUCCACUCUUUUAAGAAUUAAGACGUCUGAGAAGGUCAAAAAAUGAAGCCAACUCUGGCCAUUUUACUUUUAUUAUUAAUACUUCCUUUAGUUUCCAAUCGCCUAAUUGUUAUUCGAACAGGAAAUGAUAACCUUUGGGACGAAUACAAAAAAUUUUAUGAAAAAGAUUAUACACCCGAAGAAGAUAGAUUACGUAAACCAAGAUGGAUGGAAUCAAUGAAAUUGAUGUUUGAUCACAACAUGGCAUAUCAUGCUGGACAAGAAAGUUUUCAUGUCGGAAUGAAUCAAUUUUCAGAUAUGGAUCAUGAAGAUUUCCAAAACUCAUUAACAGGUUUAGAAAACGAGAUGGAAUGCAAAAGUAAUAGUAGCAUGACUUACUCACCUCCUAAAACAAAUGACAUACCUACUGCACUUGACUGGAACGAAAAAGGUUACGUUACUGAAGUUUUAAAUCAGGGAAAAUGUGGUGCCUGUUGGGCGUUUUGUUCAGUAGCUUCCUUAGAAGGGCAACUAAAGAGAAUGACUGGAAAACUUGUUAAACUCAGCGAGCAGAAUCUAAUAGAUUGUUCAAACCAAGCAGGAAACAAAGGUUGCGAAGGUGGACAGAUGUGCAGAGCUUUUGAAUAUGCAGCAUUCGCUGGUGGGGUAGACACCUCGGCAUCUUAUCCCUUAACAAAGGAGACAGGAGCUUGUAAAUACCACGAAGGUAGACUAGGUGCCACAGUAGGAGGCUAUUUGGAAAUUCCGUAUGGAGACGAAGAUGCUUUGUUAAAGGCAGUUGCAUUACUUGGACCAGUAGCAGCUGGUGUAGAUGGAAGUACUCAACAUUUUAGACAUUACAGGGGUGGUAUUUAUGACUAUGAUGGCUGUAGUAAUACAACAUUGAAUCACGCAGUAACAGUAAUAGGGUACGGCACUGAAAUGGGAACAGAUUAUUGGCUUAUUAAAAAUAGUUGGGGAAAAUCAUGGGGCCAAGGAGGAUUUGGAAAAUUGGUACGAAAUAAGAAUAACCAAUGUGGACUAGCAAGUAGAGCAAUUUUCCCAGUUAUGCACAAAGAUGAAUAUGGAAGGCCAAUACUGAAUGGACCUCGUGCUCAAUAAAUCAUUAUGUAAUUACAAAACUAAACUGAACAAUAAUUUAA
Parasteatoda tepidariorum (common house spider) is the source of this 1253-nucleotide messenger RNA. RefSeq names its product cathepsin K. The record is from RefSeq and is a predicted model, not a curated record. NCBI's taxonomy places the organism in Eukaryota, Metazoa, Arthropoda, Arachnida, Araneae, Theridiidae. Gene Ontology annotation, molecular function: cysteine-type peptidase activity. Gene Ontology annotation, biological process: proteolysis.